CACAUUCUCGUUUGUCACCACCACAGCAAAAGGAAUGAGGAAACAACAAGGAUAUAAAACUCACACUCCUAUUCUCUGUUGUGCACAACUUCUUCACACAGACUUAAAGAUGGCAUUUUUGCUGCUUAUGGUGAUGUUGACAGCAUGUGCUGCAAGUCCUCGAGAUCUGUCAGGUAAAAUGUUCACCUUCCCACAGCAAACCAACACAGCUCACGUGAGGCUGACUACAUCAAGACAGGAUUUCAGUGCUGUAACUGUCUGUCACAGGUCCUUCACAGACCUCAAAAGAGACCAUGCCCUUUUCUCUUUGGCCACACCCUCUAAUCAAAAUGAGUUCCUGAUUUUCUGGAGUGAAACAAAUAAGGAGAUUCAUCCUCAUAUCAGACAGGGAAAGACAGAAUAUGGAGGGUGGGACUACAAGCCAAACACGUGGCACUCUAUUUGUACCACAUGGGACUCUGCAUCUGGACUGGUGCAGCUGUGGUUUGAUGGACAACCUUCAACUCGGAGAUUCAUCAGCUCUGGAUCCAACAUCACAGGAUCUCCUGUAAUUGUUUUAGGACAGGAGCAGGAUUCCCUUGGAGGUGGGUUUGACAUUAAGCAGUCUUUCGUUGGCAUGAUGACUGAUGUCCACAUGUGGAACUAUGUCCUUUCUUCCUGUGAGAUCCACAACUAUGUGGAUGAACUAAACUUCACCCCAGGGAAUGUGCUCAACUGGAGAGCACUGGACUUCAAAAUCACAGGAAAAGUGCUGGUAGAAGAUCAACUAAUAGUUUGUCACUCUUGAACAAGAUUUUAAGUGAUAGUCCACACAAGGUCUUUUCUUUUGAGUAUAAAACAGUCACACCAUUUAACCGUACACAGUGACAUCAAUAAAAGUUUAUCGCACAGUCUUUGGGAUGGGAAAGGGGCUUUAAUCAGCUUGAAUUAAAAAAAAACAUUUUGCAGAAUUUUAUUUGUUUUAUUAGAUAGAUAUCAUAGGAUAGCCACAUUUGUUGCUUUUUAUGUAAUGUUCUUCUUGACAAAUAGUUAAAAAUGACAAAUUUUCUGCUGUAA
Messenger RNA from Lates calcarifer (barramundi perch), 1056 nucleotides. RefSeq names its product C-reactive protein. The coding region runs from base 35 to 787 and encodes 250 amino acids. NCBI's taxonomy places the organism in Eukaryota, Metazoa, Chordata, Actinopteri, Centropomidae. The record is from RefSeq and is a predicted model, not a curated record. The transcript is spliced from 5 exons.